Molecule: messenger RNA, 3035 nt
Organism: Planococcus citri (citrus mealybug)
Lineage: Eukaryota; Metazoa; Arthropoda; Insecta; Hemiptera; Pseudococcidae
Gene: INTS7
Product: Integrator complex subunit 7
Exons: 18
Coding region: 144-2930 (928 amino acids)
Biological process (GO): snRNA 3'-end processing
Cellular component (GO): integrator complex
Source: RefSeq, a predicted model, not a curated record
UGUUUUUAUUUCCGAUUUCUUUCGAAUUCGAAUUUUUAUUUCGGAUUUCGGCAUUUUUCAUCGAAUAUUUUUGGUCCAAUUUAAUGAAAUGAACAUAAAGUGGACGCGCUUUUAUUAAAAUAACGUAGUGAUUGAACUCGAGAAUGUCUGUUUCAGCACUGCGGUUUUGUACUUUGAACGAAAGUACUCUAGGAGAACCUGAGCAAGAUGCUAACUCGGCGUUGACCGAAUUGGAUAAAGGAUUACACUCGAAUAAGAUUGGUGAACAAUGCGAGGCCAUUGUACGUUUUCCGAAGCUAUUCGAAAAGUAUCCGUUUCCCAUAUUGAUCAACUCGUCAUUCUUGAAAUUGGCCGAGCAGUUUCGUGUUGGGAAUAAUUUUCUCAGAUUAUGGAUUGUUAAAGUUUGUCAACAAAGUGAAAAACAUUUCGAUAAAAUAAUCAACGUCGAUGAGUUUAUUCGUCGUGUUUUCAGUGUGAUUCAUUCAAACGAUCCGGUUGCUCGAGCUCUAACGCUUAGAACUCUCGGCAGUGUAGCUGGUAUUAUUCCUGAAAGACAAAAUGUACACCACAGUAUUAGAAGCUGUCUGGAUUCUCAUAACGCCGUCGAAGUCGAAGCGGCUAUUUUCGCCGCUGUUCAGUUCGCAGCUCAAUCUAGAUCAUUCGCCGUCAGCGUUUGUAACAAAAUAUCCGACAUGAUUCAAGGUCUUACCACACCGGUGCAUAUGAAAUUACAGCUCAUACCUAUAUUACAACACAUGCAUCACGAUACUGCGACUUCUGCGAUGGUUCGUACUCUGUGCAUAGAUUUACUGGCGAAAUAUCCCGCCCAAGAUUUCGUGUUGGUCACUUUGAAAACAUUAACUCAAUUGGCUGCAGCUACGCUGGUUGAUAUACCGGAGCAAGUUAAAUUAUUAGCCAGAUAUGUGGCCGAAGAACCUCGUUGGAUUAUACGUGUUGCAGCGGUCUCCGGCUUGUAUACGUUGGCCAAACGCGGCAGUCAUUAUUGGUCUGAAGAUUCAGUAGCUGAACUCAUUACCGUAGCAGGCUCGACAGACUCGGAGAAGCUGGUUGGAUAUAUUUUCGAUAUUAUUAUUAUUCUGACUCAGUCGCCGGCUGUUUGUCAUAUGUAUUACAAUCCUGAUUCGCCGUUGAUGGAACUUUGCUAUGAAACUUCGUUAUCGAAUAACCUUCAUAUUGCCGGAAAAGCUGUCAGAAUAAUAACUCAAAUGGCUUGCUACUGCUACACUGAGCAAUUAUUGAACAACUGCGACGACAAUGUGGACUGCGUUGAGUCGUAUCUACUUUUCUUAUCGUGCAGCGAUAACAACGAAGAAGUCCCAGAUGAAAUUUUAAAAUGUGCUUUACGAAAUGCGGUAUCGUUAUGUUACGCGAGGAGGCAGCUUUGCUCUCGUUUUGUCGGAUUGAUUGCGUCGAGUUUAUUGAAAAGUCCGAAAAACAAAAAUCUACUGCUGUGCCAAGCGUUGUGUGCGAUCGGGAAUUUAGAACCUGCGGCUGUACAUUCGCAUAUGCAAGAUAUCUUUUCAUUUCUGAAAAUGUCUACCAACAGUUCGGAAACUAAAUCCACUUUAUGUAGCUCGUUAUUUCAAAGCUCGGCUGGUUGCAAAGAAUCGGACGAAAUGCGAGACGCGAUCAGUACGGUUGUUUCGGACUCAAAUCUGUGGUCAUGCUAUAAAAUUGCUAGAUCGGCUGCGAGAUACGGCCAUUUCGGCGUUUGUCAACGUAUCUGCAGUAGUAUUCGCGAUCGAGUCAGCUCGGAGCAUCUUCAUUUCUGGCUUACCGGUUUGCAAGAAAUAAGCAUCGCCGAAGCUAAUCUACAAACUAAGAAUGGUAAAAAACUUUUCAACCGGAUCAGCAACAGUAUAACAAAUUAUUGUAAAGCUACAUCGUCGUUUAAGGCUGCAAGUACGCCGGCGUUUUCACUUUCAUUUCAAACGGAGUAUGCGAGGUUGAGAUGCGAAAUGCUGCAAAGCUUUUCUUUAUUGCUGGCUACCUGUAAUGUAUUCUGCUUAUCGCCACCACCGGCCAUCGCGUCAACCAUCAUUCAAAAUACUAGAGACGACUUGCAACGUUACGGACAAGUGACUAAUCAACUACGUAAACGUGCCAAAGAACUGAAAGCUUGCGCUGACUUGUAUUGGAAACUGUAUCAAUCAGCGUUCGAUGCUGAUCCGAACUCGUUAUUGAAUAUUAAAGCAUUGCAAUACAUGUGCACUUUCGUGGCGAAUAAUGUGGAACAAAUAGCAUUUUCCAACAGUCAAUUGGAAGAAAUUGUUUUAAACUCCGAAUUGCUGGAAGGUCCGCUGGAGAUUCAAUUAAUGGUUAAAAGUUGUAAAGCGGCGUACAAUAUGAAAAAGUCAUUAAACUUACCUGGCAAUGUUUUGACUCAUCAGCAUAUAAGCUGUUUGAAAAAACAAGUCAAAACGAUAAUAUUAGCUCCGAUGUGUUAUCCGAGAUUCUUUUUCCAAGCUUUGCAAUGCACGAAUGUUACUUUAGCUGUUUCUCCGCAGCCGCGUAGUGGAGAGCAUAUUUCAGUUACCAGUGGUACUCAACUCGCUGUCAAAGUGGAGGGUGUUCUAUCUCACGGCAGUAAACCGAUACUAUUCCGAUCAGCGGACGGCAUAGUAUUGACUGUUACCACUCAAUUGACUGCUCGCUCAAAUGCAGUUCAAGAUUUCAAAAUGAACGAUGGUGGUCCUCCUAUUCUCACACAAACAGUCAAACCGCAUAGGGAUUUCUUUAGAGCUGAAUUUCUGUUGGGAUUUACGUCUGGUGGUCAAUAUCAGGUUGUAGUAGAAGCCGCUAUUAUCGAUAACACAGGCUUCACCUGGCAAAUUGGAGUUCGCAGUGUUCUCAAUAUAAAAGCUCUCGAAGAAACUCAAAGUUCCAGAGGCAGAGCUGCGGUUAAUUGAAUCUGGUUUGUUUAGUUUUACUUAUUUUUACAAUCUGUGAUCUUAUUUUCUCUUUUAGUUUUUUGUAAAAAAAAAAAAAAAAAAAUGUACUGUUCAUGAGCGUUA